GGGAAGCAGAGAAUCCCUACAACCGCCAUUGCCAGGAGCUCUCGGUCAAUCGCGCUCUGGUGCCCAAAGUCAACAUGGAGGCCAAUUCAAUUGGUGGAGAUCGUCCCCCGGGCCAGGCACCCAAGGAGAAGAAGUGGUCGGAUGCGGAGUUGGCGUUAAUCCAUGCUGCUAUGAUGGAGGAGCUUGGAGUUGGCCGCAAGGACACUCUGCCUCUCGAUGAUAAAGGUGUACAAAUACAGGUCAGCAAGCCGGUCAAGAAGCAAAUUGCAGAUGAUCCAAAUGAUCCGGCAGCCCGAUGGAGAAAUAUCCAAUUUGAUGAUGUCGAUCCGGCCGAAGCCGAGCUUGAUAGCAUGUACGACGGACAGCUGUAUCGCUUGAGGAAGGAGGCAAUGAGUAACUCGCACCAACAAGGAUUCUCCGACCGAGGUGGUCGAAUCCCUAGUCGUGGCCGUGGUGGUGGAGCAAAUAGAGGAGGUGGCAGUGGCCGUGGCGGCUCUAGCAGAGGUGGACAUAAUCCUGGACAGACAGGACGAUCUGAGAUACCAAAUGUUGCCUCACACCGUUCUGGUCGAACGCCGAAG
Messenger RNA from Hyaloscypha bicolor E, 581 nucleotides. RefSeq lists its product as uncharacterized. The transcript has 4 exons. The annotation marks the transcript as partial. NCBI's taxonomy places the organism in Eukaryota, Fungi, Ascomycota, Leotiomycetes, Helotiales, Hyaloscyphaceae. The record is from RefSeq and is a predicted model, not a curated record.